GCUCAGGAAGCCAAGGCCUCUGAGGAAGUUGAAGCGCUGCGGAGACACUUGGCAGAAAAAGACACUGAGGCUGCGGAGGCUAGAGAAAGUGCAAAAGCAGAGCUUGCGCGGCAAAACGAAGCGCAGCAGAAAGCGUUGGACGAGCAGGAGCAAAAGCACAAAGCAGAAGAGCAGCGACUGAGGGAGGAACACGACAAUGCGAGCAAAGGGCUCAGUAAUGACCAUGAUGCGAAGCACGCAGCCCUCGAUGCGGAACUUAAGACUGUACUUUUUCACUACCUAGUACUACUUUUUGUUCGGACGAUGAAAUAAUUCCGCUUAGAGAAGGAGAAGGACUUCUGCAUUCUGAUGUGCUCGAGUUAGUGUUCAAGCAAAAGAUCGAUCAGAAUCAGAAAGGAAAUUCAAGAAAACAAGAUGAACGUGAAGUAGAUGAAUAUGAGUACUUGUGGUGCUAGAACAAGUAUUUAUUCAAGUUCAACAUCACCCGUACGGAGAACGGUUAGACAAGCAUAGUGAAAAACUCAGCCCGGCUAAUCAACGCGGUGCGCAAGUCAACGAAUUGCAGAAAAAGUACUUCUAGCUAUAUGCAUCCAUGAUAUAGACAUAUUUUCUGUCUUGUUCGCCUAUGCAUCAUCCUCAAUAAUUGAAGUGUAACGAUCUUUACUCCUUGCCCGUCUCUUUCGUUAUCGUUUUCGUCACGGUCUUGAUGUUGAUCUUUAUUAUUCUACUUCGUUAGACGAGAAAAGCCCGAUUCCUUGACUCGCUCUCGCAUUAGGUUAGCCGCUGCAACACAGAGCCUCGAGGAUAUUAAGCGAACAACCACCAGUCACGAAACGGACUUCGAAGAGCGACUUCAAGCGGAAAAAGCGAAAGCGAGUUCAUUGUACUUUUUGAUUUUCUCUUUGGUUUUUCUCUUUGUCUGACUUAAUUCUAUGUUGUAGUUCUCGAUGGUGAAGAACAUGAAGUAGAAGUACCUUCAUGUCCAUCGCUGUUGUCAGUGCUUCUGAGGUACGUUUUUAUAAGCAAAUUGCUCGCGACCGCGACGGCCAGGACCAUUCACCACAUCUCCAACACUGGUUUUCGAAAAAUUGACCUACUAUGCUUUCCACUACGAAUCAGGCGAGCUGAAAAGGCUGAGCUCAGUAACGCAGAAAGGAACAUGAAGCAGGAGUUGACGACGCUGAAGGGUACGCUGAAAAAAGCGACUGAUGACCUGGCUCAAAAAUCG
Molecule: messenger RNA, 1228 nt
Organism: Amoebophrya sp. A25
Lineage: Eukaryota; Dinophyceae; Syndiniales; Amoebophryaceae
Source: the annotation of a GenBank genome assembly